ACCGUGUUCACUUCAGCGCGCCGCCUGUGUAGCGUUGGCGCACGACACUCAUGAUGCGCUACAGAUGACCUGAAGACUGCAUCUUGCUCUAGAAGGCACAGUCUAUCCAUCUGCCACCCCGAAUAUCGUCGCAAUCAUGCACAACGCACUCAACCGAGUCCAAACAACCUUUGGGUUCUUCACCACCUGCGCAUUCACCCUCGCCUCGCUCAUUGCUCUCCUCUCCCUGAUCCCCAUCCCUGCCCCUACCGAAUCCCCCAGCGCCUCGAUAUCCGUCCGCAAUGUACAAGUCGUCAAGGGUCGGCCUCAUUACUACGCCACCAAACGCGAAGAAUACGCGCAGAUCAAGUUCGAUCUCGAAGCAGAUCUAUCCAGCCUAUUCACCUGGAACACGAAACAGCUCUUCGUCUACGUGACGGCGAAUUACCCCAGCGACAAGACCUCAGAAGUCCGAAACUCCGAGGCUGUGAUCUGGGACGCCAUCAUCCCCGCUACAUCCACGCCAUAUUCCUGGCAGAACCUCAAACAGAAGUACUUCCCCGAGAAGAAGUCCAGGACGAAGAGCAGGAAGGGUUCGGACGCGAAGUCGAAGACUACAGAUCUUGUCAAGCCGGGAUUGAUAUCGCUGAAGAACCAGAAACCAAAGUAUCAGAUCACGGAUCCCACGGGCGUGCUCAGUGAGCGAGGAAAUGCGACGCUGGAAGUACGCUGGAAUAUACAGCCUUGGGUUGGCGCUCUAGUAUGGGACAAAGGAUCCCUGGGCGGCAGGGUCGGACAAUGGGGCGCUGGCAAGGUGGGAAGGAGCCAAGUCUUCACGUUCCCUCCAUUGAAAGGAAAGACAGAGACUGUCAAGGAGAAGGACGGGCCACAAACACCAAAAGUUGGGUCAGCGUCGCCUGUGGUCGAGAUAUAGGUGGCCUCGACUGAUCAUUUCAACGCCACACGGUGUCAACAUCAACAGCGACGUCCGCACUUUGUACCGGAGCUUGGUCGUCCAUCACAAUCUCACAUGGUGAAGCGCAACGAGCAAAGGGCUUCAAUACUCAAUGAUUGAGCACUCAUAGGCCGUCCGUGUCUCCGGCGGUGCUCGGAUCGUCAGUUCGCCCGGCGUCGUUGUGCUGGGCAUGGAAUCGGGGGGAUAUUGAGGCGAAAUUCUCUGAAGACCAGCCCGCUGGCGGUGAAAGGUCUGAUGACAGGAGGAGAGUUUCAGAGAUACCUGGAUCUGCUCCACUUAGGUCUUUCUUGGCUCAUGGCCUUUUUGAGGGCUGAUCAAGCAAGAACAAGGAAUCAUUCCUCCACUUUCGCUGUGCGAUUAUC
This is a messenger RNA of Exophiala viscosa, 1317 nucleotides long. Its product is annotated as signal peptidase subunit-domain-containing protein. The coding region runs from base 137 to 913 and encodes 258 amino acids. Gene Ontology annotation, cellular component: membrane; signal peptidase complex. The record is from RefSeq and is a predicted model, not a curated record. Gene Ontology annotation, biological process: protein targeting to ER. The transcript has a single exon. NCBI's taxonomy places the organism in Eukaryota, Fungi, Ascomycota, Eurotiomycetes, Chaetothyriales, Herpotrichiellaceae.